Molecule: messenger RNA, 1433 nt
Organism: Culicoides brevitarsis
Lineage: Eukaryota; Metazoa; Arthropoda; Insecta; Diptera; Ceratopogonidae
Exons: 1
Coding region: 1-1314 (437 amino acids)
Biological process (GO): apoptotic DNA fragmentation
Cellular component (GO): nucleus; mitochondrial inner membrane
Molecular function (GO): nucleic acid binding; RNA endonuclease activity; single-stranded DNA endonuclease activity
Source: RefSeq, a predicted model, not a curated record
AUGAAAACACUUAUCUGUGUUUUAUUUUUAACGUCAUUUCUCGCGGUGCUCGAAAGUAGAGUUGCCUUGCCGAAUAGUUUGAUAGAAAUUUUAUCAGAAAUUCCGAAACUUUUCAUCGAAGAUGCAGAAAUUGUUGGAUGUACAAUUGAUAUUAACAAAGAUUUUAAAUUUCCGGAGCCACUUUUGAUGACACAUCAUGCGGAAGGGACAAAACGUGACUUUUUACAACCGCUGAACAACAGCAAAGGCUUAAUUCAUCUCGAUUCCAAUGAGGAGUUUGAACUUCAUUGCAGUCAUGGCUUCAAAGAAACUUUUGAUGGGAAAUCCCUUAAAGCGAGAUGUUUGCGAGGAACAACUUUCGUCAUCGAAAAUCGUAAAAUGACACUAAAAGAAGUCUCGUGCAAGCGAAAUACCUUUCACACAACACAAAAGGCGGGAAAAUGCAAAAAUAAUGGAACUCUCAUAGAAAUCGGAUAUGAAAUCCCGUCGUUGGUACCUGACAUCAACAAUAAUUUGGAAAAAACUUUUCAUAAAUUGAUCACAACUUGCACCGACAUCAUCAGAGAUCGAACUUUUUGGAGUCAUGUCACGCUAACGGCAGCAAAUAUGGGCAAACAGAGUGGCGUAUCAAGACCAAGUUUUCUCACAGGGCGCGAUCAUUUCACGAGCAAGAAUUUAAACGCAUUAUAUGGCAAAAAUAAUCAAAUUGAGCAAUUAACGAAACUUUUGGGGACUGAAAUUGCUCCAAAAAUCCUCGUUACUGAGAAACAAUUUCUUAAUAGAGGUCAUUUGACGCCCAAAGCAGAUCUAAUUAUGGGUACAGGACAACGAGCGACCUUUUAUUUCGUAAAUGUAGCACCUCAAUGGGCGAGUUUUAAUUCCGGGAACUGGUUAAAGAUCGAAGAGAGUGUCAGACAGCUCGUGGCAGAACGAGAUUUGAUAGCUGACGUCUAUACAGGCACCCAUGGAGUCAUUUCUUAUCGCGAUAUCAACGGGACGAAGCAAGAAUUUUAUUUAAAUUACGAUGAAAAUGGAAAUGGAUUGAUUCCUGUGCCGAAAAUCUAUUUUAAAGUCAUCGUGGAUCGGAAAUCUAUGAAAGGAGUCGCUCUCAUUGGCGUCAAUAACCCUUACGUGACCUUGAAAGAGAUCAAACGAGACUAUAUUUACUGUGAUGAUGUCAGUCCGGAGAUAAAAUGGGUUCGCAACAUACAAGAAAGACCCUCAGAUGGUUAUUACUACGCUUGUAAAGUCCCAGAUUUAGCAAAAGUUGUACAAACACUGCCCGAAUUGCAUGUGACAGGUCUUUUAAUUUAAGUUUUCUUCUAAAAAAAAAUAAAUAUUAAUUGUAUUUAAUUCUAAUUGCGUGAUUGAACUUUCUUCCUGGCUCGUAAAGGUAAUUUUUGGAAACUGCCCAAACACUGCCUUUCCAACCG